AUGAGCGCGCAGGUCUCGUUCCUGGACGGCACCCUGAGCCUGAUCCACAUCCCUCUGGACCUCUACCCCAGCCUCCUCCAGCCGAUCCUCAAGGUCCUCCUCCCUCCCAGCCAAAACCCCAGGCCGAGCAGGGCGGAUUCCCUGACCAUCGAGGACCACCGCCAUGGCUUCCUCAACAUCAGCGUCACGCCCAUUGAGUGCUCCAUCGUGUGCAACUCGGCCUGGGCGACGUCUGUCUUUGAGCCUGCCAUCAAGCGCCUGCCCGAGAGCCAGGCCAAGGCGGUCACCAUCUCCAAGGACACGUACAUUGCCCUGAGUGUGUACGGGUCGGGCAUGGACGCGGGCUCGCGGGUUGCAGACCUGACGUCGCCGCUGGCUCUGGCGAAUAUCUCCAUCUUUUUCAUCACGACAUAUUACUCCGACUUCAUCCUCAUCCCCACCAAAGACCGCCAAGCCGUCGUCGAGACCCUCCUCUCGCGAGACUUUGUCUUUUCCGACGACGACGGCCAAACCAACCUGGUAUGCGGCACCUCACCCACCACAGCAACCGCAACCACAACAACACCCACCCCCCAAACCCAACCCCAACCCCAACCACCCCAAACCAGCGACCCCGCCACCAUCUCCACCCUCCAACAACGCACCUUCACCCUCCUCCAAAAGCGACACAUCACGCCCUACCUCUCCCCGGGCCUAACCCUCGUCCAAUGCAGCGGCAUCCGCGGCGCCGUAACCCCCUCGCACCAACCCUCCGCCAAACCCAACCCCAACCCCAAAGCCCAACAACGCAGAGCCCCCCCCGCCUGGGUCGACACCAUCGACACCAAGCUGUACACCAGCAUCGUGACGGCGCUGGCGGCGGCGCCGCGGUUUUUGAGCGUCACGCUCGCGCCGGACGAUCCGCCGGCGUUGUUGGUGGAUCGGGCGUUGUUGGGGGUUGUUUGGGGAUAG
Messenger RNA from Chaetomium globosum CBS 148.51, 951 nucleotides. RefSeq lists its product as uncharacterized. Gene Ontology annotation, biological process: regulation of intracellular signal transduction; cellular response to L-arginine. The record is from RefSeq and is a predicted model, not a curated record. The transcript is spliced from 3 exons. Gene Ontology annotation, cellular component: cytosol. NCBI's taxonomy places the organism in Eukaryota, Fungi, Ascomycota, Sordariomycetes, Sordariales, Chaetomiaceae. The coding region runs from base 1 to 951 and encodes 316 amino acids.